Messenger RNA from Vigna umbellata (rice bean), 2632 nucleotides. RefSeq names its product phosphoribosylglycinamide formyltransferase, chloroplastic-like. Gene Ontology annotation, biological process: 'de novo' IMP biosynthetic process. Lineage: Eukaryota; Viridiplantae; Streptophyta; Magnoliopsida; Fabales; Fabaceae. The record is from RefSeq and is a predicted model, not a curated record. Gene Ontology annotation, molecular function: phosphoribosylglycinamide formyltransferase activity. Gene Ontology annotation, cellular component: cytoplasm; chloroplast.
ACCCAAUAGCUUUGUCCCUUUACUCGAAGUCGGAAGUUACCACCCGCCAUUGACGUCGCCCCCGGCGAAGAAGCUCUCCGCAUGGAUUUGCUCAUUGUAUAGUGAUUGGGUUUCGGAAUAAGGAUCGGGGAGUGAAAACUCGCAUGAUCGUGCGAGUUUACGAUCUCACUCGCGAGUUUAACAACAUUGCAAGCGGCACCAAAAGACAUGGUUCUUGAUACAUAGCGCUGUCGUGAAGAUUGUAAUUGUGUUGUUUCAUUCGUCCCCUUCAAUCAGCUUUACCUAUUCCUUACCUCAACUUUUCAACGUCGCCAACAGCAUCAAAUACUAUAAUAGACAUCUGUUUAUAUGAAUUUUUCCAUGGAAGCUCAACAGAUUAUUUCCAUAUUUUGCCCAAAAUCAUCACUAGCUCCAUCAAUUCCAAUGGUGAAGCAACCGUUCUCUUUAAAUUUCGCUCCUCUAGACUCUUUAUCGUCAUACCCUUUUCUCCAGUCUCAGAAUCUUGGCUUCCCUACUGGAGCUUUACAUGCUGUCAGCUUUGUGCACAAAGAAAUUUGUUCUAAUUCUUGGAGAAUACGGGGUAGCAAGAGUAGUAGUACUGCAGACCUAGAGGAGGACCAUGAGGUGAGGGCUCAGGUCAUAGUGAGAAGGAAAAAGCUAGCAGUUUUCGUGUCUGGCGGAGGAUCAAACUUCAGAUCAAUUCACGAGGCUUCUAAAAGGGGAUCUCUUCAUGGAGAUGUUACUGUAUUGGUCACAAAUAAAAGUGAGUGUGGAGGUGCAGAGUAUGCAAAAAAUAAUGGUAUACCAGUUAUAUUGUUCCCUAAAGCAAAGAAUGAACCAAAAGGGUUAUCUCCCAGUGACCUUGUUGAUACACUAAGGAAAUUCGAGGUAGAUUUUGUUCUUUUAGCCGGAUACCUCAAACUGAUACCAGUGGAAUUGAUCCGAGCUUAUGAAAGAUCUAUAUUCAACAUUCAUCCAUCACUUCUUCCAGCUUUUGGCGGCAAGGGCUAUUAUGGCAUUAAGGUUCAUAAAGCAGUCAUUGCUUCUGGAGCAAGGUUUUCAGGUCCUACCAUUCAUUUUGUUGACGAACACUAUGACACAGGGCGUAUCCUUGCACAGCGUGUGGUCCCUGUGCUUGCUAAUGAUACUGCAGAAGAGUUGGCUGCAAGGGUUCUCAACGAAGUAAUGGCAGACUAUAUCAUGAGCAUCAAUUAUAUGUUGAUGUGGUGGAGGCUUUAUGUGAAGAUCGUGUCAUUUGGAGGGAAGAUGGUGUUCCUCUCAUCCAAAGCAGAGAAAACCCCAAUGAGUUUCACUGAUUAUCAUUGAUAUGGGAAUUUUGGUUGUGAAAACUUCACAUUUACCCCAAAGCUGUUGUAGUUAAUGUUGUAACUAUUAGGUAGGUAAUUUUCGGUGCACUCAUGUCACAUCUCUAAGGAGACAUAUAAUAAGCAAGAAGUGACAAACUUAUCUCCUGAUCUGAUCUGCAUAAACUGUUAUAUGCUCUCGGUGGAUUCUAAUAUCGGGUCACAGAGCAUAUUUUUGGAGUCUUUCAUUCCUUGCACAGGUUUCCAUUAACAUAUCAUGAUUUUUCUCCUUAAUAAAGAAAUUAUCUACUAUACUAUUUGGAUAAGAAAUUUGAUGUGCCAUAAGAUAUUUUUUUAAUUUCUAAAUAUUUAGUCUGUGAUUGAACUGUUUCUGAAUGCCAAAGCUUUUACUGCAAUGCAUCAGUUCUUUGCUACCCAUUUAUUCACAAGUAUUCUCCUGCUAUACUUGAUUUGAAGACUGUUAAAGGUAACCCAAAUUAAACUUUGAAUAAUAUUACUUUGGAAGGUUGUCAUAUAAUGUUAUUUUUGCAUUUUCAAAAAAAAAAGUGCUAAAUAUAAGUGACACUGUUAAAACGAGAUCACAAUAGCCAAGAUAAACGUUAACCAAUAAAAAUUGUAAGUGAGCACAGGAAGGAAGUUAGGAAAUGUUAGAAGAAUACAUGUAGAAGCUUUGCAACUUAGAAUAGUUGGUUUGCCAUAGGGGAUUUAAAUUCAAACAACUAUUUUCCCCUUCUGUAGGAGGAUGUAGAAUAUUCAUAUUGGCAAACAAAGCAUUUAUAUAAUUGAUUGUAGGAAAAUCACAUUUCUGAAUCGUAGAGUCCGGAUUCAUAAUCUAAAAGAUAUUUUACAAUGCUUCCAUAAUCCCCACCACAUAUUUCCAUUCAGCAAGCCUGUGUUAUGUGUUGCUGUCAUUAUCAUGGUCUCUUACUCAGCACAAUCACUAGCGUUGAAGCAUUCCUCACUGCAACUUCACCAAGAAACCAAGUACGUCCAACACCACCUUAACCACUUCAGUUUCCUGGAACUACCAAUGUUCCGGUAGCGACUUCAUUCAGUCGUUCAAUUGAGGUUGACGGAAGAGAGGAAGAAGAAGAGACUGGGAAUCAGGGAUGCAAAGUAAGCCAAACCAUGACCUAUGAUAUUCCUUCUUCGUUCUCCUUAUAUUUGAAGCAACUAUGGGAUUGUUUCCAGAUUCUACAGUACCAAAUACUGACUUGCUGCUACAAAUUUUCUGAAUUGUGUAUUUCCUAAUAUAAUUUGGACUAUUGAAUUAUACACUGUAUAAUUAAUAAUUUAUGUUAAAAAUU